AGAGGAGGAAUCAACUUUUGACAGUUGAGAAGCAGCCUCUGUCACUGGGUCAGUGUAGUUGUCAGUGUAGGGACUAUAGUGAGCUAAACUGAAAUAAGAAGCAGGCAGGCAGGUCAUCUAUAUCUGUUUUAAUAGUUGAUAAAGACAGUUGGAAAAGGGAAGUAGCUUAUUUCAUAAGAGGAAGUAAAGAACCGUUUUGUACAGUUUUCUCUAACCCUAACCCUCUACAGUUGUCUGUCUCUUUGUCAGAUAGGAUCUGUGUGACUCAGAGAAAGCUGUUAGCAGUGUGACUGGUGGAUCAGGGUGUGUUGUAGUUAGUGACUGGGUAGUUGACGCGGAGGGGAUUCCCACUCUGUGUUCUGCUGUCACCUGGACUGAAGCUCAAAGUACUACACCUGACUGAAGUGACAGAGGACCUGUCAGUUGUUCUACUACUGAGUGACUGCUGUUUCACAUCCAUCUGCUGAUGUCAUCCUCUGAUCUGACCUCUCACCUGACCUCUACCUGCGCCUCAUCAGACUGACUCACCUGGAGAGGCAACCUACCUGGUGGAACUAGAGUUCCUCUCCUGUCCUGAUGUGGGAGAGGCAGCUUUGGGUACAGAAUUAAUGUGUGUGUUUGUUUGUGAGCUGUGGGUUUGAUUGAGUGUAUAAGAGUAUGAAUCUGAACGUCUCUGGUCUGUGGGAGGAGCUUCCUGUUAACUCCUCCGUGCGGUGUCCCUAUGAUGUGAUUGGUUGGGAGCCACAAAUGGAGCAGCUGUACUUUUGGUUCUACCUGCUGCUCUUCAUCCCUGGUCUCUGCCUCAACACCACGGCUCUCUGGGUGCUAUGUAGACACAUCAGUAAGAAGACCAAGGCAGUGAUCUUCAUGGUGAACCUGGCUCUAGCUGACCUACUCCAUGUCAUGUCUUUGCCUCUGAGGAUCCACUACUACCUGACACACACCUGGCCCUUUGGACAAACACUGUGUCUGUUCUGUUUCUACCUCAAAUACCUCAACAUGUACGCUUCCAUCACCUUCCUGGUGUGUAUCAGUGUCCAGAGGUGUGUGUUUUUGCUACAGCCCUUCUAUGCCAGGCGGUGGAGACGGCGUUAUGACCUGUUGAUCAGCGCCACCGUGUGGCUGGUGGUGGGAAUAGGUUGUUCCCCUUUUAUUAUCAUGAGGAUCAGCAACAGCACUGUUCCCAGUCAAUACACCCCUAGCCCCAGUGCCAGUCUUAUACCCAGCUCUAACCCCAGCCAUUACACUGGUAGUCCUAUUCAAUACUCCACACCCUCCACCUUACCUUACACAAGCUCCAGCCCCAGCGGAUGUUUUAAGGACCUGCCCACCAGGAAACUGCCACUCCCCCUUGUGGCAGCCAUGAUGGUGCUUGCGGAGCUGUUUGGGUUUGUGUUACCGCUCAGUGCCAUCAGUUACUGCUCUCUCCGGAUCGCUCACUCACUGAGACAGAGACAGGACAGAGAGCACCACCACAACCACCGCUGCCCCUCGACCAGCCAGGCCCAACCCUCAGCCCAGACAGACAGAGAGCACCACCACAACCACCGCUGCCCCUCGACCAGCCAGGCCCAACCCACAGCCCAGACAGACAGAGAGCACCACCACAACCACUGCUGCCCCUUGACCAGCCAGGCCCAACCCUCAGCCCAGACAGACAGAGAGCACCACCACAACCACCGCUGCCCUUCGACCAGCAAGGCCCAAUCCUCAGCCCAGACAGACAGAGAGCACCACCACAACCACUGCUGCCCCUCGACCAGCCAGGCCCAACCCUCAGCCCAGAUUAACAGGCAGAUGGACAAAGAUAAGCGUCGCGCCCUGAGGAUGGUUAUGAGCUGCUCGGCUCUAUUCUUGUUCUGUUUCGCUCCGUACCACAUCAAUUUCCUGUUGUACGUGAUGGUGUCUCAGGAUAUAGUGUCCCACUGCCCCACGAUGCUGGUGGUGCGUCAUUUCCACCCUGUUUCGCUGUGUGUAGCCAGUCUUUCCUGCUGUCUGAACCCUUUGUUAUAUUACUUCCUCACUGCAGAGUUCAGACAGCACCUCUCCCAACGCACCUCCUCCCUCUCCUCCUCCAUUAGAGGCCGGCUCAUGAGCCUGGAAAGCACCUCCUCUUUUAGGGAGUAACAACUCCUGUAGGGAGCACUUUGUCUCCUCCUCCUCUCCUCAAUCAAUCAAAUGUAUUUACAAUGCCCUUUUUACAUCAGCUGACGUCAAAAAGUGCUAUACAGAAACCCAGCCUAAAACCCCAAACAACAAGCAAUGCAGGUGUAGAAGCAUGGUGGCUAGGAAAAACUCCCUAGAAAGACCAGAACAUAGGAAGAAACCUAGAGAGGAACCAGGCUAUGCGGGGUGGCCAGUCCGUUUCUGGCAGUGCCGGGUGGAGAUUAUAACAGUACAUGGCCAAGGUGUUCAAAUGUUCAUAAAUGACCAGCAUGGUCAAAUAAUAAUAAUCACAGUAAUUGUCGAGGUUGCAACAGGUCAGCACCUCAGGAGUA
Molecule: messenger RNA, 2498 nt
Organism: Oncorhynchus tshawytscha (Chinook salmon)
Lineage: Eukaryota; Metazoa; Chordata; Actinopteri; Salmoniformes; Salmonidae
Gene: p2ry10
Product: P2Y receptor family member 10
Exons: 5
Coding region: 658-2127 (489 amino acids)
Biological process (GO): phospholipase C-activating G protein-coupled receptor signaling pathway; positive regulation of Rho protein signal transduction
Cellular component (GO): membrane
Molecular function (GO): G protein-coupled receptor activity
Source: RefSeq, a predicted model, not a curated record